AUCCCGGGUGGAGGACUCACUUUGAAACGGGACUUGAGACAGUUGAACGUGGAUGCUGCUGCUCAGGAAAUGCUUUGUGGACUCUUGUUAGUAAUCUGACUUCUCUCGGGGAUCUCUUGUUGAUCUGAACACCGCGCGUGAGAGGAAGAGAAGUCCGUGGAAUAUCAGAACACAUCUCUCGUGCGCCGCCGGGAUGCUCGGGACAAGUCACUUCUCUGUGACAGCAGCAGCAGUUGUUGUGCUGCUGCCGUGUGUCUUCUCCUUCAACGUGGACCAGAAGAACGGUUUGUCCUUCAGCGGCCCGCUGGAGGACAUGUUUGGCUACACCGUCCAGCAGUUUGAGAACAGCGAGGGGAAAUGGGUUCUGAUUGGAUCGCCGCUGUCGGGCCAGCCGUCCAAACGGACCGGAGACGUCUACAAGUGUCCCGUGGGGAGGGGGGACAACACGUGCGUCAAACUGGAGCUGCCUAAAAACACAACAGUUCCCAACUUACAUGAAGUGAAGGAGAACAUGACCAUGGGAAGCACGCUGGUGACCAAUCCCAACGGAGGGUUUCUGGCGUGUGGUCCUCAGUAUGGCUACAUGUGUGGGCAGCAGCAGUACAUCUCAGGAGUUUGUGCGAAUGUCAGCGAUUCCUUCCAGAUCCUCAACUCCGUGGCACCGGCCGUGCAAGAGUGUGCGAAGGAGCUGGACAUCGUGAUAGUUCUGGAUGGAUCCAACAGUAUCUACCCCUGGCCCAGUAUCAUCGACUUCCUGAAACGUUUCAUCGAGAACAUUGUGAUCGGACCUAAACUCUCACAGGUGGGGAUCGUGUCGUAUGGUGAGACCGUGACUCACCGUGUCAAUCUGAGUCAGUUCGACAACACUCACGACCUGCUGGAGUUUGUGGAAGAACUUCCUCAGCAAACCGGUUUGAACACCUUGACGUUCCUGGGCAUCGACACAGCCAGGAAGGAGGCCUUCAUGCCGGAGCGUGGUGCACGACCCGGGGUGAAGAAGGUCAUGGUGAUCGUGACUGACGGAGAGUCGCAUGACUUCCACAGGAUGGACAAGGUCAUCGGAGACUGUGAAGAUGAGGACAUCGAGAGGUUUGGCAUCGCUGUGUUGGGAGACUACAAUCGUCAGAACAAGAGUGCACAACAAAUGCAGAACUUCAUCAAGGAGAUUGAAUCCAUCUCCAGUCAGCCGCUACACGACCACUUCUUCAACGUGUCCGAUGAGGUGGCGCUGUUGACCAUUGUGGACGCUUUGGGAAGCAAGAUCUUCGCCUUGGAAGCGACAACCGGCAAUUUCACCUCCUCCUUUGAGAUGGAGAUGUCCCAGGCUGGCUUCAGUGCGCACUCUUCUAAAGACGGAGUGUUACUGGGAGCCGUGGGAGCGUAUGACUGGAACGGGACCGUGGUGAUGCACACGGCUGCAGGAACCAUCAUUCCAGGGAAGACCCAGUUCUACGACCCAGAGACGGAGGCCGGGUACGAAGGACUCGCCGGGUACCUCGGUUAUGAUGUUCAGUCAGCAUCCACCCCUGAAGGAGUUCUGUACAUCACGGGUGCACCGCGGUACAACCACACAGGCCGGGUUGUUAUCUAUCGUCUGAAUGAAAAGAACCAAAUUGUCGUCUUACAGAUCCUGAAAGGAGAACAGAUCGGUUCCUACUUCGGCAGCGUCCUGCAGACUGUCGACGUGGACGGAGAUUCCUACACAGAUCUCCUCUUGGUCGGAGCUCCAAUGUACAUGGGCACGGAAAAAAACGAGCAGGGACAAGUUUACGUCUACAAACUCAACAAGGACGACCAGUUUGAGCACAAGUUCACUUUAAAGCCUGUCAAUCAGUCGUGCUGUACUGCCCACUCAGAAAGCUGCACUAAUAAAAAUGAACCAUGUGGUGCCCGGUUUGGAACGGCCAUCGCAGCGGUAUCAGAUCUCAACCUCGACGGGUUUAAUGACGUGGCUAUCGGUGCACCUCUUGAGAACGACCACCGAGGGGCCGUGUAUAUCUAUCAUGGAGAGAAGACGUCACUGAAAGAGAAGUUUGUACAGCACAUCCCUGCAGGUGGAGAUGGUGUAAAGGUGAAAUUCUUCGGUCAGUCCAUACAUGGAGUCAUGGAUCUGAAUGGAGAUGGAAUCACUGAUGUUACCAUAGGAGGUCUGGGCGGGGCGUCACUGUUCUGGUCCAGAGAUGUUGCAGAGCUCCGUGCCAACAUGACCUUUGACCCCGUUAAAAUCAACCUGCAGCAGACUCAGUAUCAGUGUGAGCAUGGUGGACGCAAAUCUGUGUGCGUGACUACUGAGGUGUGUUUCGUGUACAGUAUCAAAUCUGACAAGCAGGACGUGAACGCGGCUGCAGAGAUCCGCUACAGUCUGACUCUGGACGCUCUGCGUGCGAAAGCAAGAGCAUCAUUUAUUGACUCUGACGACAAGAGUGAUCGUAGGAUUACCAGGAGCUUCAACAUCAUGGACCGAGAGAGGAAAUGUGCGCCUGUAACCUUCAUGAUGUCGGCCCGGCUGGACUUCCGAGACCCUCUCAUGGUGUCUUUGGAGUUUGGACUCACUGAUGAAGACGAAGGCCCCGUCCUGGAUGAAAACCUUCCCAGAUCCAUCAAUAAGACAAUUCCCCUGGUGGACUGUGGGAGUGAUGAGAAGUGCAUCGCUGACCUCUCGCUCAAAGCCGAGCCUAGCGUCAAAAAAAUGAUGAUCCGAACAAACAAAGACAAGAUCGACGUGAACAUCAACGUUAGAAACAGCAAAGACAACGCGUACAACACGAAAGUUCUCCUCAGCUUCACCCCCAACGUCAACUAUGUUAAAGUAGAGCCGGAGAAGGCGUGCACGCUGAAUCACACCAAGCUGGAGUGUGCUGUUGGAUACCCCUUCUUGGGAAGCAACGUGGAGGAAAACCUCAAAGUCAGAUUUGAGGUAAAUCCUAAACACAUCCAGGAAGUGAUUCAAAUCAACGUGACGGCCACAAGUGACAGUGAAGAGCUGGAUUCAACCCUGCACGACAACACGGUGCAGAUCUCCAUCCCUGUGAAGUAUGAAGCUGGACUCAUAUUCUCAGUGCGGCCCGUGGACGAACACAUCGUAGUGAAAGAGGGUGAACAGUUUUCCACUUCAUUCAAUGAGACCAGGAUGCUCGGAGAGGAGGUCAACAUCAGCUACACGGUGGAGAAGUCGGGCGAGAUGGUGAAUCCUCCGCUGGACCUCACAGUGAUGUAUCCGCACCUGUCGCCUCGGAAGAACAACUUACUGUACCUGACACGCGUCACCACCAGCCCACAGGUGGAAUGUGACGCAGCUCAUUGGAUCAACCCUCAACAGAUUAACCCGGAGGUUGUUCUUCCGAAUCCAAAGAAAGAGACUCUGAGCGUCUUCCUGCUGAGCUGUGAAAACCUGUACUGUGCAUCAUUCAGCUGCUCCAUCCCCGAAGCGACGAUCAGUCAGGUCAACGUCACCUUCCGAGUGUGGAAACCUACGUUCAUCAAGGGCGAGUUCUCCAGUCUGCACAUGUUGGUGAACGCAACGCUGAGCAUCAAAAACACCGACCUGUUUGAACUGAGCAGCAGUGACAGCACCAGAAGUGUGAAGAUCCAGGUGUCGAAGGAGAUCUUGGGAGGAAUCUCCAUUUGGAUCAUCAUCAUCAGCAUCCUGAUAGGACUGCUGAUCUUAGCACUUGUCAUCUUCGCUCUCUGGAAGAUGGGCUUCUUCAAAAGAAAAUCCAGAGAUUACUCAAAGGAGGAAAUGAUGGACUGAGGUAUCCAGACAUCCAGCAGCUCUGUGCUGCUCCCACAGACAUCAGGUCGCACCGAGUGACAGGCAGACUUUUACACCGACGGAGGAGACGCCAUAAGACCCACAGACACCUUGGUGCUACGACAUAGUGACGACCUGGAAAACUAAGUUACCAUUCACUGUUUCCCGUGCAGGCCUGGGUCAAAUAAUGUUUGCAAAUACUUCCCAACCCUUGUGCUUUGAUGCUUGGAGCACGAGGUUCAGAUGCUCUCGUACACAGAGAGGGCUUCACUCGCCGCGCUUGAAGUAUCCCCAAAUAAUAUUUGUUCUAGAUCAGCUUCUCUCUUGCAGAUUUACAGCAUCACGUCAGGUCAAAGAGUUCAAGAAGAGGAGCCAGGGAAGAAACCAUCAGUAUAUCUGUAUUACAUACAGCUGUUUUACAAAACCACAAGAGCUGCGAUCCAGCUUUAGAGGGAAAAAGCACUCAGGUUUUUCUGUAUGAAGAUCCAAAGUCGCCUCACAUACUUUCUUUGUCAUCAUAGCAACAAAGUCCAAAGGUCUAUUCGCUUCUGAGACAAUAUGUGAAUGUGCGUUGGAGCCGCCCGUCUGAUCGCUUAGACGCUCGUUUUAAAGCUGAUGUGCUUGAUUGGUUUUAUACGGAAGCACUGAGAGGGAAGUGAGAAACAGUCUUGUUUACUCUCCUGUUUGUGACUUCAGAACAUGUGGAAGAAGAUAAUAUUUCAUCUAAGUGUCUGUUGUUGUAAUUCUCAUUUAGGCCACUAGAGGCUGAAGUGCACCACGGCCACAUGGUCUAAAUAGGACUCAAAGCAUUAUUGUUUUUCUCCAUGCAUUCUAAACACGAGGUAAAUAUACAAUUAUUAUCUUUUUUCACCUCCCAAAACUUUGUUUCGCAGUUGUUUAAUAGAGGUUUUAAAUGAAUGAAGAAUUUACCUUUUUUCCACCUGUUCUUAAGUAUUUACUUCAGUUUGUCUCACCUGCCUCUCAGGGCGUCCGUACUUUAUGAAACACUGUACCUUUUAGCAUUUUGUUUUUGUUUGGUAUUAUUUGCUGAAUUUGAACAUAUAACACGGCACAUCCUUCAUUUCAAGAUGUUUGUUAAAGACACUGACCUGAGGUGCAGUCUGUAUGCUUUUAUUUUUUUAACACUUUUACUUCGUUAAGCAAUUCAACAACAAGAAAUCCGAAGCUAAAUGUUUGUAGCUUGUGUCACGUGGUGGAAGCUGCGCCUUCAAAAUAAAUCCAAAACUUUGAUUGUAAUGUAAAUAUAAGUAAAUGCUCAAAAAUGUACAUAAUUGUGCUAUAAUUCAUGUAAUUUAAAAAUAAAUGUUGUGGUCAGAGAUUAUUUUGUAUCAUGAAUGAUGACAUUAACUUUUGACACAUAAGAACAGGAUCUGGCCUAUCUCACAAUUUCAAAGCUGAUGCAAAUAUGUAAAUAUUGUUAUAUUUUGAUGAGAAAAUGAAAGUAUAAUUACUCUGUGCUGAAGAUGAGGGUUUGUAUCCACUGCUUUGGUUUUACUGUGUUGAGGAGAGAUACGUCUGUAGCAUAUUUUUGCAUAUUUUACCUAAUUUAGUCCAAUAUAGACAUAAAUGUGUCAGCAGUCAGCAUACAUGAAAUGGGAUUCACUGGUAGCUUGUGUGUAGACUACAACAUGUACACAACGCAAAGUUAUUCUUCCUUUCCGUGUUUGUUUCCAGAAGUUGCACAGCGACACAACGUGUUAAAAGAGAUUAUAUUGCACAUUGUGGAGACUGUGUUUUGAUAUUGAAAUACUGCUCAGCUCUCACUCUCCACUGUUGAAGCACAUGUAAUAAAUUGUAUGUACAGAAUGUGUAACUUGUUUGGCUACGUCAGGCUUAUGCACGAGGGUGGAGUCGCGUUGUGAGCUCCGCCCCGGCCUUCUACACUGCUGUGAAGUCUUCAUUGUAAUGCACUGGUUUGUCAGACUGUAUGCGUCCUCAUCAGCACGGAAAUCAACUGAAUCUUAUGUACAAAAAUAAAAUCUUUUUACGAAA
Molecule: messenger RNA, 5764 nt
Organism: Cottoperca gobio
Lineage: Eukaryota; Metazoa; Chordata; Actinopteri; Perciformes; Bovichtidae
Gene: itga1
Product: integrin, alpha 1
Exons: 30
Coding region: 194-3751 (1185 amino acids)
Biological process (GO): cell-cell adhesion; cell-matrix adhesion; cell adhesion mediated by integrin
Cellular component (GO): external side of plasma membrane; integrin complex
Molecular function (GO): integrin binding
Source: RefSeq, a predicted model, not a curated record